CCCACAGUCAAUAUCUCGACACGCGCUCCCGCCACGCGUUUGUUAUCAUUGCAUUCUAAAUCGUUUUGACUGUUGCCUCAUGUCAUUUUUCCACCGUUCUCGCGAAGCACAUUACAAUAUUAUCCGUGUCGCGUUUUGUAAACGUCGCGAGCUCAGCUGUAUAGUACGCUUCUGGUGACGUAAACUCGCGAGUAACCAAAAUACGAGUGCAUAAUAUUUGUCUCGUGCGUCUUAAUCUGUUAACUAGUUUUUAUUUAUUAUUUAUUUUCGAAGAACAAAAACGAGGACGUAACUGAUCUCAUCGUUAUAAUUGAUCGCGAGAAAUGAGAGGAGACGAGAACAACGGCGGUACGGCCGCACAACCGCCGCUGGCCGGUCUGCAGCCGCUGAAACGGUACAACGCCGCCACGAACAGCGCGUACGCCGCGGACGGCCGGCCAUCGAUGCGGUCGUCGUCGCUCUUGGCCCGGUCCGACCACCGGUGGCCGGCCACCGCGGCGGACGCGAUCGCCGUCCUGCUGUCCGUGGCCGUGGCCUGGUGUCUGCUCCGCGUCAACGUGACGCCGUCGCUGAUGGCCGUGCCCGGCGGCAGCGUGGCGUCCAUGUUCAUGCUGUACGUGGCCGGGCUGGCCGCGGGCCACGCCGUGGACGCGGCGGGCGGCCUUCCGCCCCUGUUGGGCAUGAUGCUGGCCGGCAUCGCUCUGCAAAACUUCGGCCUGUACACCGUCACCGCCCCCUGGUGCGUCCACCUGGUGGCGAUCAUGCGAGAGGCUGCGCUGUCGGUGAUCUUGAUCAAAGGCGGCUUGGAAAUGAACGCGGCCCAGUUACGCCGGCUCAGCGGUGCCGUGACCAGACUGGCGCUGUUGCCGUGCGUGGCCGAAGCGGCGGCGGCGGCCGUAGCGGCUCAUUACAUUUUGCCCAAUUUCUCCUGGGAAUGGGGUCUGAUGCUCGGGUUCGUCUUGUCAGCCGUCAGUCCGGCUGUAUUAGUGCCGAAUCUGUUACGAUUGAAGCAUAUGGGUUAUGGGGAAAAAAACGGAGUCAACACGUUGGUGAUAGCUGCAUCGAGUUUAGACGACAUCGUGUCAAUCAGCGCUUUUGGGGUUUUGUCGGGCAUCGUCUUUUCAACUGGUGACUUAACCAGUAAGAUCGUUCAAGGGCCUGAAGACGUCUGCAUUGGGACUGCAUUAGGACUUGUGUGGGGAUUCCUUUUAAUUUUUGUGCCACCCGCACCGUGGGCAAACGUAUCUUACACCACCCGAAAAGGUUCACUACAAAAUAACGACCAGAAUCGUGAAAAACAAGCGGAAAAAUCGGUAACAGCGAAGAGAGCAUUUCUGUUAGGCUCCGGUGGUUUUCUGGCCGUGACCGGCAGUCAGUGGUACGGAUAUCCGGGAGCUGGUCCUCUAGCUUGUAUCAUAUCGUCGUUCGUUGCGGGCACCGGUUGGAAGUGGAGAGAAGAAAAGCAGAACUGUAACAGAUCGACCAUAGUAUUGUCACACGACGACGUACAAGAUGGAGCCCACAACAAAUCUAACCCAGUUGAAGCGGUGUUCGAAUGUAUUUGGUUCGGACUCCAACCGAUUCUAUUUGCGUCUAUAGGCACUGAAGUCAAAUUCGAACUUCUCAAGGGUGGCGACAUAGUCAUCGCUGGACUGUUAGUACUCGUUUGUGGAUUGAUAGUGCGUUUGAUUGUAACGUCGUGUGCAGUUUGGGGAGCAGGACUCAACUUUAAAGAAGUAAUAUUCAUUAAUAUCGCGUGGCUUCCCAAAGCAACUGUACAGGCCGCUCUUGCUCCGGUAGCGUUGGAAAUGGCGAGAAUGAUGGGGACAGACGAAGAUAUGGAAAGUGCUAGUCGAUUGUUGACCAUCUCUGUUAUCUCCAUACUAGUCACAGCCCCUAUAGGGGCAUUCGGCAUUCAGUGGUUUGGUCCCAGGUUGUUAUCUCACUCCGAUAGAUAACCGAACACUUCGUCUUAGAACGCAUGAAAUACAACUCGUACACGUCCACUUGCGUGUUUAUUGUUUUACCAUUUAUUAAAUUAUAAUUUUAUUUAUUAUAACGUAUACUACCUAUAUAAUA
Aphis gossypii (cotton aphid) is the source of this 2079-nucleotide messenger RNA. Its product is annotated as sodium/hydrogen exchanger 9B1-like. Gene Ontology annotation, molecular function: antiporter activity. Lineage: Eukaryota; Metazoa; Arthropoda; Insecta; Hemiptera; Aphididae. Bases 324 to 1958 code for a protein of 544 amino acids. The record is from RefSeq and is a predicted model, not a curated record. Gene Ontology annotation, cellular component: membrane. Gene Ontology annotation, biological process: proton transmembrane transport. The transcript has 8 exons.